GGCGUAAUUAAAAAGCGGCGGAAGAAGGUGGGAGGGUCAUGACGCAGCGAGUUUCAGUCGUGACUUUUCUAGGGGCAUCGCGGCGUCCCCUUUUUUGCCUUUAAAGUAAAACGUCGCCCCGACGCACCCCCGCGUAUUUCGAGGGGGCGGAGGCGGCGGGCCACGGCGCGAGGAGGGGCGGUGCUGACGCCGGCCGGUCACGUGGGUGUGUUGUGGGGGGAGGGGCGCCGCCGCGCGGUCGGUUCCGGGCGGUUGGGAGCGCGCGAGCGAGCGAGCGAGCGAGCUAGCUAGAGGCAGCCGCGCCCGCCGCCGCCCCUGCUCUGUAUGACGCUCUCCCCCGGCGCGGCCGCCGCCGAUCGCAGCAGCAGGAGCCGCCGCCGCCGCGGUUGAUGUGGUUGGGCCGGGGCUGAGGAGGCCGCCAAGAUGCCGCAGUCCAAGUCCCGGAAGAUCGCGAUCCUGGGCUACCGGUCUGUGGGGAAAUCCUCAUUGACGAUUCAAUUUGUUGAAGGCCAAUUUGUGGACUCCUACGAUCCAACCAUAGAAAACACUUUUACAAAGUUGAUCACAGUAAAUGGACAAGAAUAUCAUCUUCAACUUGUAGACACAGCUGGGCAAGAUGAAUAUUCUAUCUUUCCUCAGACCUACUCCAUAGAUAUUAAUGGCUAUAUUCUUGUGUAUUCUGUUACAUCAAUCAAAAGUUUUGAAGUGAUUAAAGUUAUCCAUGGCAAAUUAUUGGAUAUGGUGGGGAAAGUACAAAUACCUAUUAUGUUGGUUGGGAAUAAGAAAGACCUGCAUAUGGAAAGGGUGAUCAGUUAUGAAGAAGGGAAAGCUUUAGCAGAAUCUUGGAAUGCAGCUUUUUUGGAAUCUUCUGCUAAAGAAAAUCAGACUGCUGUUGAUGUUUUUAGAAGGAUAAUUUUGGAGGCAGAAAAAAUGGAUGGGGCAGCUUCACAAGGCAAGUCUUCAUGCUCGGUGAUGUGAUUCUGCUGUGAAGCCUGAGGACACUGGGAAUAUAUUCUACCUGAAGAAGCAAACUGCCCGUUCUCCUUGAAGAUCAACUAUGCUUCUUUUUUCUUCUGUUAACCUGAAAGAUACCAUUUGGGUCAGAGCUCCCCUCCCUUCAGAUUAUGUUAACUCUGAGUCUGUCCAAAUGAGUUCACUUCCAUUUUCAAAUUUUAAGCAAUCAUAUUUUCAAUUUAUAUAUUGUAUUUCUUAAUAUUAUGACCAAGAAUUUUAUCGGCAUUAAUUUUUCAGUGUAGUUUGUUGUUUAAAAUAAUGUAAUCAUCAAAAUGAUGCAUAUUGUUACACUACUAUUAACUAGGCUUCAAUAUAUCAGUGUUUAUUUCAUUGUGUUAAUGUAUACUUGUAAAUAAAAUAGCUGCAAACCUCA
Messenger RNA from Chlorocebus sabaeus (green monkey), 1387 nucleotides. RefSeq names its product Ras homolog, mTORC1 binding (gene RHEB). The record is from RefSeq and is a predicted model, not a curated record. Lineage: Eukaryota; Metazoa; Chordata; Mammalia; Primates; Cercopithecidae. Gene Ontology annotation, biological process: signal transduction. Gene Ontology annotation, cellular component: membrane. Gene Ontology annotation, molecular function: GTP binding; GTPase activity.